UUCACUGCGACGACGUGCUAAUUAUCAAGCCCGAUUGAACUCGGUAAAUAUAGUACAAAAUCAAACGGAAGUAAACCAAGAUGACAUAGGACCAACAUCAGCGGAGCAACAAGAUGCAUAUGUUACUAAUGAGAGACAAAGCCAACGAGAGCAAUGGCGGGAUCAACAACGUAUGAUGCAGAAUUCAAUGAGUUCAAGGCAAAGGCACGAUUACUUAGCACAACGACGAUCCAAUUAUCGUGAUCAACAAAUUCAAUGCUCAAACAUAAUGUUAUUUGGUGGCAAUACCGAUCAAGUUCAACACCCUAACAUAGUGCAAUUCGAUGAAGGCAGUAGCAAUCAUGUUGAACGACUCAACAUAGUGCCGUUUGGAGAAGGCAGCAGCAAUCAAGUUCCAAGAACAAUGCGCUUAACUCAUAUAAGGCAAAUUGCUCGAUCGAAUAGGGCACGCUUGCCUCAGGAUGGACUUAUUCAAAGUUUAACUAAUAGUGAAAACACAACAAGGCAAUCAUUCCGUUCGAAUACUCCAAUGAAUCAUUCUUAUCCACCCAUCAUCAAUGAAGAUGAUUUUAAUCUCAUUAAUGAAAAUGAGAUCCAGCCUAACGAGGACGUACCACCUCGACAGCAUACGAUGGGAACAAGGCCAAUUCAUAAUUGUGCUAGAAACUUCAAUGAAAACAUGGGAAUCCCAAGAUUUCACAUGCCAAAUCCAACCACAUGUCCAGAUUGUCAUGCCCGUUUGUUCUCUCAUGAAACAUUUGAAAUGUGUUGCUUACGUGGAAAGCUUGCUCUACCAUUGACACCAUCCCCUCCUGAAAUGACUGAGCUUUUUUGCAACCAAUCUGCCCAGGGAAGACAUUUUAGGCAGAAUAUACGAGCUUACAACCACAUUUUUGCCUUCACAUCAAUGGGAGUUCAUGUUGACGAAAACCUAGCAACAGGAAGACGUGGUAUUUACACAUUUCGUGCUCAAGGUUCCAUAUACCAUAAGAUUGGAAGUCUCUUGCCUAUUGGAGAUAGUAGACCAAGAUUCCUACAAAUGUAUAUAUAUGACACUGCUCAUGAAAUAGACAAUCGGAUGAGAGAAAGUGAAGCACUAAACAGAGAUGUGGUUGAAAAAAUCCAACAAAUCUUGAAUCAAUAUAAUCCAUUUGUGCAAACAUUUCACCACCUUGCACAACGUCAAGAUUUGCAAAGUUGUAGAUUGAUUAUCAAGGAGCAGCCCGCGAAUCAACGACAAUAUUGUCUACCGUAUGCAUCUCAGGUUGCUGCAAUCAUAGUAGGUGGUGAAGGAUCAGAAAACAUUAGAGGUCGAGAUAUUGUUGUGCAAACUACGGAUGGUCAACUUAAGAGUAUCAAAGAUUGUGUCGGCUACUAUGACCCUUUACAAUAUCCAUUGUUGUUACCUUAA
Messenger RNA from Malus domestica (apple), 1411 nucleotides. RefSeq lists its product as uncharacterized. Lineage: Eukaryota; Viridiplantae; Streptophyta; Magnoliopsida; Rosales; Rosaceae. The record is from RefSeq and is a predicted model, not a curated record.